AUGAAUAAAAGAUAAUAAACUGAGCAUGAGAAUCUAAAAAUCAAAAGAGCUCUUAUGAGAAAAUAAAUAAAUUAAUCUCAUAGAAUUGAUACAGAAUUUGAAAUUGAUGAUAGAUUUCGUUCAAAUUCUUUAUUUGUAAAAAAUGAAGAAUUUGAUGUAGAAGACUCUAUUUAAUAUGAUUAAUAAGCUUGGGAACGUAUAGAUAAAUGGACUUAAAGUUCUCCAAAUUAAAGAAACAGUUGUUCUUGGGUUAUAUUUUAAGAUUGUUUAUAUAUAUUUGGUGGAUUCACUUUUAAUGGAAGAUUAGAUGAUGUUCAUAGAUAUUAAUUUCAUUCUAGUUAAUGGUAAAGACUAGACACAACAGGAUCUAAACCAACUGCAAGAGAAAAUAAUGGAGCUAUUGAAUAUAAAGGUUAAAUGUACAUUUUUGGGGGAUGUGAUGGAUUAUUAUGGCUCAAUGAUUUUUAUUCAUUAAAUCUAAAAACUCUUAAUUGGAAAAAAAUUGAACCUACUGGUCAAUGUCCAUCUGAAAGAUUUGGAAUAGCUUGUGGAGCUUAUUAAACUAAAAUGCUUAUAUUUGGAGGUUGUGAUGGUAAUCAUUAUUUAAAUGAUGCUUAUGUUUUUGAUUUUGAAGAAAAAGUUUGGAAUAAGUUAUAAUUAAUUGGAGACAUUCCUUCUACUAGAUCUUGUCCUUCUUUUAGUGUAUUAAAUAAUUAAAUAUAUAUUUUUGGUGGAUUUGAUGGAGUAAAUAGAUUAAAUGAUUUUUAUAAAAUUAAUAUUUUUACAGGUAAAGUUAAAAGAAUUAGUUAACAUGGCACAAUACCAUGUCCAAGAUAUGUAUAUAUAUUUUAAUUCAUUUUUAGUUUCAUGCUUCUGAAAUUUAUUAAAAUAAAUUAUUAUUAUUUGGUGGAUUUAAUGGUUAAGCAAGAUUAAAUGAUUUAUAUGAAUUUGAUUUCGGAAAUAAAACCUGGAAAAAAUUAGAAGUACAUGAAUCUCCUAAAGGAAGAUCAUCUAUGGUAUUUUAAAUUUAUAAUGAUUCUCUUUAUAUUUUUGGAGGAUAUGAUGGAGAUGAACUUCUAAAUGAUAUUUAUAAACUAGAAUUCAAAAAUGCAUAGAUUCCAAGAUCUAGCUUUUUAUAAGAUUUAAAUUCUUUAAUUAAUAAUCCUUUAAUGAGUGAUGUCAUUUUUCUCAUAGAAGAUCGUUAAAUUUAUGCUAAUAAAUGUAUUCUAGGAGCUAGGAGUGAACACUUUUAAACUUUAUUUUUCGAAGAAUUUAGAGAUAAAGAAUAAAUAUAUAUAGAAAUUACUGAAUGUGGCUAUUAAACAUUCAUGGACAUGCUUUUAUAUCUCUAUACUGAUCAAUUAGAUUUUUCCUUUAAUACAAAUAGACUUUUAAAUCUUAUCAUUUUAUCUGAUCAAUAUUUGCUAUUAAGAUUAAAAUAUCUAUGUGAAGAAUAAUUGACUAGAAAAAUUAAUUUUAAUAAUGUUAUUGAAUUAAUCUUAUUUUCUAAAAAGUAUAAUUUAUAUUUAAUUUAGAUACAAUUCUAAAUUAUUACUCGCCUAAACUAUGAAAUAUUUAGUUGAUAAUAUUUCUACCAUUAAAAAAAGAAAAGAUUUUAAUAAAUUAGCCUAAGAACCUGAGAUACUUUUAGAAAUAAUACAAAAAAAAUGUUGA
Messenger RNA from Paramecium sonneborni, 1674 nucleotides. The record is from the annotation of a GenBank genome assembly. Lineage: Eukaryota; Ciliophora; Oligohymenophorea; Peniculida; Parameciidae.